AGCGGAACUGUUGCCGGGGAGUCCAGCUCUGAGCCUGCUAGCCCAGACACAUCUCUCAGGCCUGUCCUUACCAUAAUGGAGGAUGAGAGGCUGACCAUGACCGAGGGUCAAUACAAAUGUCUUGAACUUUUCCGCCGAAACCAGCAGCACAACAGAACAGGUGAAGCACAAAUCACUCAUUUGAAAGUACAAAAAUUGAUGUACCAAUCCCAGAUUGCCCCUUUAAUCUAAUCACACUACUUACUGGGAGACUGGGAUCUGAUUACUGGAGCUCUUUGAGAAAGCACUAGUGUUGAUGCUAUGACCUUUGUUGCGUAAGUACAUCUUAGUGGAUGGAUGUGUAAUCAGUGCUCCCUUGAUGCUAUAGGUAACAGAAAUGCUGUUACCUGGACUUAAAGGAAAAUUUCACCCAAAAACUAUAUUUUGGUUUUUGUUUCAUUAGUCCAUUGUUGACAGUCGCAAAAUGUUUUGCUUGUCACCAAUCAAGUUUUCAAGAUAGUAUGUAACUUUGAAAAUACAUAAAUAAUUCCCAUAUAAUGCAAAACGCAGCAUCAUAUGAUGCAAAAUGCAUCAUACGGAGAUGAUUUCUAUAUUUUGAAAGUUACAUAUCUUGAACAUUUGUUUUCCUUUAAGUGUAGUGAUAUAUGCCUAUAAAAUACUUAAACUCAGUGAUAUAGGCCUAUAAAAUACUUAAAUGCAGUGAUAUAUGCCUAUAAAAUACUUAAAUGCUGUCACGACUUCCUCCGAAGCUUCCUCCUCUCCUUGUUCGGGCAGGCUUCUGCGUUCGUCGUCACCGGCCUUCUAGCCACUGCCGUUCCUCUUCUCAUCAUUCCAUUUGUUUUGUCUUGUUUUUUACACACACCUGGUUCAUAUCCCCUCAUCAGUCCCUAUAUAAGUAUUCCCUCUGCCCCCCAUGUCUUUGUGUGUGAUUGUUUCCAUGUGGAGGUGUCGAUAGCUCGGUGGAGCAUUAUGUAUUUUAUCGCUGUGAUAUUCACCCGUGUGUUUUGUUUUUGCCGUUAAGUCGCACUGUAGUUGUUUUACGCAUUGCUGCGAACCGCUGUAUUGGCCGAAUAAACCAGACUUUGCCCUGGAGUUUAGAACUCUAGCGGCUGGGUCCGGGUGGAACGAGCGGGCCCUCAUCGACCACUUCCGAUGCAGCCUGCGUGAGGAUGUCCGAAGGGAGCUAGCCUGCCGGGAUACCACGUUGAUCUUCAGCCUACUGGUGGACAUGGCCAUCCGGUUGGACAACCUGCUGGCUUCGAGAGGACGUCCUGGAAGGGGCCUGCCCGUUUCACCCCCCUUCAACCCGGAUCACGUUCCGAUUGAGCUGGGUGGUGCAGCGUUCCGGGAGAACGGAGGAUGACAGCUCCAGUGUCACUCUUGUGGCAAGAGAGGACAUUCUGCUGUACGAUGUCGUCAGAGUUCUUCUGGUUCUGGAGACGGCAGGCAGGGCACUCUCACGUCACCCCAGGUAGUGCAAACCCACACUCGUUCAGAGCCCUCUGCUGCGCAUUUCACCAUCCACGUCAACUUCCCUGAUUACACGGUAGUUCCCCAGUGUAAUGCGCUGGUAGAUUCAGGCGCAGCUGGGAACUUUAUGGACAGGUCUUUAGCUCUUAGUCUAUGUAUUCCAUUGGUUUCCCUGUCUAUUCCAUUACCCAUCAAAGCACUUGACAAUCGACCAUUAGGGUCAGGUUUUGUUAGGGAGGUUACAACACCAGUCACUAUGAUUACGCAGGAGACCCAUAAUGAGCAAAUCACGUUUCACAUUAUUGAGUCCCCUGAUUUCCCUGUUGUGUUGGGCCUUCCCUAGCUAGCACUACACGACCCCACCUUUUCAUGGCCACAGAGGGCUCUCACAGGGUGGUCACGAGAGUGUCAGGGUAGGUGUCUAGCUGUUUCCGUUGGUGCGAGCAUGGUAUAAAGUCCAAACAAUACCUCCACCGUGCGCAUUCCCCCCGAAUACCUCGAUUUGGCGCACACGUUUUCCAAAACGUAGGCGACCAAAUUACCACCCCAUCGGGCGGGGUAUUGCGCGAUAAACCUCUGGUUAGACGCUGUGCCGCCCACGAGUCAUAUAUAACCCCUGUCGCAGGCGGAAACGGAGCCUAUGGAAACAUACGGUUACGAGUACAUGUGUCAGGGGUUCAUACAUCCCUCCACUUCACCCGCCUCCUCGAGUUUCUUUUUCGUGAAGAAGAAAGACGGGGGUCUGCGCCCUUGCAUUGAUUACCGUGCACUUAGUAAAACUACCAUUCGCUAUAGUUAUCCUCUACCCCUCAUUUCCUCAAUGCAUGGGGCACGCUUCUUCACGAAAUUAGAUCUCAGGAGUGCAUACAACCUGGUGCGUAUGCGGGAAGGGGACAAGUGGAAGACAGCAUUUAGCACAACCACGGGGCAUUAUGCAUACCUGAUGAUGCCGUACGGGUUGAUGAAUGCUCCUUUGUGAACGAGGUGUUUCGAGACAUGCUUGGUCACGGUGUGGUGGUCUACAUCGAUGACAUCCUGGUGUAUUCCGCUACGCGCGCCGAGCAUGGGUCCCUGGUUCGCAGAGUGCUGGACCGACUGUUGGAGCAUGACCUGUAUGCCAAGGCAGAAAAGUGUCUGUUCUUCCAACAAUCCGUCUCCUUCCUCGGAUACCACAUCACCACCUCAGGUGUGGAGAUGGAGGGAGACCGCAUUUCAGCCGUGCACAAUUGGCCGACUCCAACCACGGUAAAGGAGGUGCAGCGCUUCAUUGGCUUUGCCAAUUACUAUUGGAGGUUUAUCCGGGGCUUUGGCAAGGUCGCAGCUCUCAUCACCUCUCUGUUGAAGGGUGGGCCGUCCCGGCUCCGCUGGUCUGCUGAGGCUGACAGGGCUUUCAGUAACCUGAGGGCUCUGUUCACCUCAGCCCCGGUACUGGCCCAUCUCGAUCCAUCAUUGCCGUUCGUAGUGGAGGUGGAUGCGUACGAGGUAGGGGUAGGCGCUGUCCUAUCCCAAUGCUCGGGCACGCCACCCAAGCUCCGCCCCUGUGCCUUCUUCUCUAAGAAGCUCAGACCGGCGAAGCAGAACUAUGACGUUGGUGAUCGGGAGCUGUUGGCUGUUGUCAGAGCCCUGACAGCGUGGAGGCACUGGCUCGAGGGGGCAAAACACUCUUUCCUCGUCUGGACUGACCACCGUAACCUGGAAUACAUCCAGGCAGCGAGGAGGCAGAACCCUCGCCAGGCCAGGUGGACCUUGUUCUUCACCUGGUUCGAUUUCACGCUGUCCUAUAUACCAGGCACAAAGAACGUGAAGGCAGACGCACUGUCACGGCUGUACGACACAGAGGAGAGGCCCAUAGACAACAGCCUCAUACUCCCGGCCUCCUGCAUUGUGGCGCCGGUGGUGUGGGCGGUGGACGCGGACAUAGAGCGGGCGUUACGCACAGAGCCAUCUCCAUCUCAGUGCCCAGCUGGGCUGCGUCUAGUGUCCGUGAUCGUCUUAUCUAUUGGGCACACACGUCUCCCUCCUCUGGUCACCCAGGCAUCGGCCGUACAGUGCGCUGCCUGACCGGGAAGUACUGGUGGCCUACCUUGGCUAAGGAUGUGAGGGUGUAUGUCUCCUCCUGCUCGGUGUGCGCCCAGAAUAAAAAACCUAAGCACCUUCCAGCGGGUAAGUUACAACCCUUACCAGUUCCACAAUGACCAUGGUCCCACUUAUCGAUUGACUUUCUAACUGAUCUUCCCCUCUCUCAAGGGAACACCACCAUCCUGGUCGUUGUGGACCGCUUCUAUAAAGCCUGCCACCUCCUUCCUCUGCCCGGUCUCCCCACUGCCCUGCAAACUGCGGAAGCCCUGUUUACUCACGUCUUCCGGCACUACGGGGUGCCAGAGGACAUAGUGUCUGACCGGGGUCCCCAGUUUACGUCUAGAGUCUGGAAGGCGUUCAUGGAACGUCUGGGGGUCUCGGUCAGCCUGACCUCUGGGUUUCACCCCGAAUCUAAUGGGCAGGUGGAACGGGUGAAUCAGGAUGUGGGUAGGUUCCUGCGGUCCUACUGCCAGGACCGGCCGGGGGACUGGUCGGUGUUCUUGCCAUUGGCCGAAUUUGCCCAGAACUCUCUCCGCCACUCCUCCACUAACCUAUCACCAUUUCAAUGUGUUUUAGGGUAUCAGCCGGUCCUGGCACAGUGGCAUCAGAGCCAGACCGAAGCUGGACGAUUGGUUUCGGCGCACGGUGGAGACAUGGAAUGCCGUCCACCUCCAGCGCGCCGUGCAUCGCUAGAAAGCCAACGCUGACCACCACCGCAGUGAGGCCCCGGUCUUUGUACCGGGUGAUCGGGUCUGGCUCUCGACCCGGAACCGGCCCCUCCACCUGCCCUGCCGGAAGCUGAGCCCGUGGUUUGUGGGGCCAUUCAAAGUCCUGAGGAGAGUUAACGAGGUUACGUAUAGGUUGCUGCUCCCUCCUGAUUACCAUAUUAACCCCUCGUUUCAUGUAUCUCUCCUCAGGCCGGUGGUGGCUGGUCCGCUCCAGGUGUCUGAGGUUUGGGAGGUCCCUCCGCCCCCUCUGGACAUCAAGGGGCCCCUGGCGUACUCCGUCCGUUCCAUUCUGGAUUCAAGGCGUCGGGUGGGGGGCAUUCAGUACCUCGUGGAGUGGGAGGGGUACGGUCCGGAGGAGCGGUGCCGGGUCCCGGUGAAGGAUGUCAUCGAUCCCUUCCUGUUGCCGGAUUUCCACCAUCGCCAUCCAGCUCAUCCUGCUCCAUGUCCUCCUGGCCGUCCCCGAGGCCGCGUCGGCGCGCUGCUGGAGCUGCGCGUCAAGGGGGGGGUACUGUCACGACUUCCUCCGAAGCUGCCUCCUCUCCUUGUUCGGGCAGGCUUCUGCGUUCGUCGUCACCGGCCUUCUAGCCACUGCCGCUCCUCUUCUCAUCAUUCCAUUUGUUUUGUCUUGUUUUUUACACACACCUGGUUAAUAUCCCCUCAUCAGUCCCUAUAUAAGUAUUCCCUCUGCCCCCCAUGUCUUUGUGUGUGAUUGUUUCCAUGUGGAGGUGUCGAUAGCUCGGUGGAGCAUUAUGUACUUUAUCGGCGGGAUAUUCACCCGUGUUUUUUUUCCACAGUGCGCCGUUAAUUUGCACUGUAGUUGUUUUACGCAUUGCUGUGAACCGCUGUAUUGGCCGAAUAAACCAUUAUUCUGUGAUUUACACCUCCGUCCAAAUCACCCGCUACAAAUGCAGUGAUAUAUGCCUAUAAAAUACUUAAAUGCAGUGAUAUAGGCCUACAGAAAACUUAAAUGCAGUGAUAUAGGCCUACAGAAAACGUAAAUGCAGUGAUAUAGGCCUAUAAAAGACUUAAAUACAGCGAUAUAGACCUAUAAAAUACUUAAAUACAGUGAUAUAGACCUAUAAAAUACUUAAAUACAGCGAUAUAGACCUAUAAAAUACUUAAAUGCAGUGAUAUAGGCCUAUAAAACCACCAUAGCUAAAUGGAUGGAGCAUCUCGGCUAUUAUGGAAAGUGCUAGACAUGAAUCGUUAACACAUGGUUCAGCAAUAGGGAGGUAGCCUGAAGUGUUAUUAAUGAACAGCUAGCUAUAGAUAUUAAAAAGUAAUUCUCCCUGAUGCAGGUGUGUUCUGUAGUCGUAUGUGGGAUGGCUUGUUGUGUUGGAACGAGACUCCAGUGGGGAGCUACGCCACACAGAACUGCCCAGACUACCCCAGCCUGGACACCUCUGGUAAGACCACACACUGAUAAAUGAUCCAAUCUCUGCAGAGGGAAUUGGCCAGGCCACAGGUCGAUUAUAGAGAUGAUAGGGGUGACUAGAGGUCAUUUUGACCAAUAGUCUCUAUAGGAAUGACAAUAUAGCAUCUUUCUGCACCUGCUUUCACUCGAGUUCUGAUGUAGGAUCAGUUUGCCUUUUAGAUCAUAAUGAAUAAGAUUAUAUGGUAAGGAGGGACCUGGUCCUAGAUCUGUAUCAAACAACAAUCUAGGAUCAGGUCCUCCCUGUCCCUGUAAUCUUAUUGAAUGUGAUCUAAAAGGCUAAAUUGAUCCUAGAUCAGCACUCCUACUCUGAGAUGCUUUUUGAAUACAGGCCCUUAUCUGACCAAUCCGACCAGUAACGCAAUGACUGCAAUGAGAGUUGGACUAAAGAGCGUAGAGUAUAUACAGUGUCUUUCAAAAGUAUUCAUACCCCUUGGUGUUUCUCCUAUUUUGUUGCAUUACAACCUGUAAUUUAAAUGGAUUUUUAUUUGGAUUUCAUGAAAUGGACAUACACAAAAUAGUCCAAAUUGGUGAAGUGAAAUUUAAAAAAUAACUUGGUUCCAGAAAUUCUAAAAAAUAAAUAACGGAAAAGUGGUGAGUGCAUAUGUAUUCACACCGUUUGAUAUGAAGCCCCUAAAUAAGAUCUGGUGCAACCAAUUACCUUCAGAAGUCACAUAAUUAGUUAGAUUGCACACAGGUGGACUUUAUUUGAGUGUCACAUGAUCUGUCACAUAAUCUCAGUAUAUAUACACCUGUUCUGAAAUGCCCCAGAGUCUGCAACACCACUAAGCAAGGGGCACCACCAAGCAAGCGGCAACAUGAAGACCAAGGAGCUCUCCAAACAGGUCAGGGACAAAGUUGUGGAGAAGUACAGAUCAGGGUUGGGUUAUAAAAAAAUAUCUGAAACUUUGAACAUCCCACCAUUAAAUCCAUUAUUAAAAAUGGAAAGAAUAUGGCACCACAACAAACCUGCCAAGAGAGGGCCGCCCACCAAAACUCACGGCCCAGGCAAGGAGGGCAUUAAUCAGAGAGGCAACAAAGAGACCAAAGAUAACCCUCAAGGAGCUGCAAAGCUUCACAGCGGAGAUUGGAGAAUCUGUCCAUAGGACCACUUUAAGCCGUACAUUCCACAGAGCUGGGCUAUAUGGAAGAGUGACCAGAAAAAAGCCAUUGCUUAAAGAAAAAAAUAAGCAAACACGUUUGUUGUUCGCCAAAAGGCAUGUGGGAGACUCCCAAACAUAUGGAAGAAGGGACUCUGGUCAGAUGAGACUAAAAUUGAGCUUUUUAUUUCACAAUAAAAAAUAUUUUGCAUCUUCAAAGUGGUAGGCAUGUUGUGUAAAUCAAAUGAUACAACCCCCCCCAAAAUCAAUUUUAAUUCCAGGUUGUAAGGCAACAAAAUAGGAACAAUGCCAACAGGGGUGAAUACUUUCACAAGCCACUGUAGAUUGUUAUCACUGGUGAUGCAACAAGGUUUUUUAAUGAUGUCACCCUUUUUUGGUUCGGUUGAAGCCAGCUGUCUUGGAAAGCUUGGCUGGGUUUUAUGUACAGAACCGUUGAUUAGCUGCUGGGGGAUGACCGGCUGCUGGGUUAGCGUGCUUACAGAGAGGGAACAUUGUGAUCUCAGGCAUUAUCGAACAGGAGAUUCAACUCACGCUUUAGGGAUUAGAGCAGGGAAGAGUUUCCCUAAGUCUGUUAUAUUAAAGUAUUGUGUGAUGCCCAUAACUUACAUCUUAAGCUUUGGUGGUAAAUUAGUUGAAUAACAAGGAGCUGGCUCUCAGUGUUAUGGAAUAACAAGGAGCUGGCUCUCAGUGUUAUGGAAUGACAAGGAGCUGGCUCUCAGUGUUACGGAAUGACAAGGAGCUGGCUCUCAGUGUUAUGGAAUGACAAGGAGCUGGCUCUCAGUGUUAUGGAAUAACAAGGAGCUGGCUCUCAGUGUUAUGGAAUGACAAGGAGCUGGCUCUCAGUGUUACGGAAUGACAAGGAGCUGGCUCUCAGUGUUACGGAAUGACAAGGAGCUGGCUCUUAGUGUUAUGGAAUGACAAGGAGCUGGCUCUCAGUGUUAUGGAAUGACAAGGAGCUGGCUCUCAGUGUUAUGGAAUGCAGUCAUGCUCAAUUGAGUAACAGAGUACCACUUAAAGGGGCAAUAUGCAGUACAAACAACAUGAGAGAAAAAACGACCCACAGGUCACAAACUGGUUGAAUCAACAUUGUUUCCACGUCAUGUAAAAAAUGUUGAAUCAACAUGAAAAACGUAUUGGAUAAAAAAAAAAAUAGUAUAUGUAAGGGAAUUUCGUAUUUUUUUCACCCAACUUUUAACCCAAUGACAUGGUGAAAUAUUUUGUUAUUUUUACAUUGAAUUCACGUUAGUUGAUAACUCAACCAAAUGUUAAUCAAAACUAGGCUUUGAACUGACGUCUAUGCCCAGUGGGUAACUAUUGCCUCUACAGUUGAUAUUACAGUCCAGUCAGCUAUAGCAGUGGCUUCAUAUAUAGCACCUAUCACACUGAUGGAUUCAACAGCUGCCAAGUCACCAUUACUCAUCGCGGAAAUUAUAUCGCUAACAAUUAACGUUACCAUUCAUUUAUUUUGUUGUUGCAGGAAAAGUGUCAAAAUAUUGUGAUGAAUCUGGUAAUUGGGUCCAAAGUCCCUUCAUUAAUAAGACCUGGUCCAGAUGUCUGAAGUUCUCGAAGGACAAAUUAAAGGUAAUUGGAGAUUGAUUCGUUCUCAGUUGAUUAAUGGACAAAACGGUACAGGUCUGUGUGGGAUGGUCAAUGCAUCCCAAAUGGCACCAUAUUCCCUAUAAAGUCCACUACUUUGGACCAGAGCCCUAUGGGCCCUGGUCUAAGGUAUUGCACUAUUUAGUGAGUAGGGUGCCAUUUGGAACGCAGCCUGGGUGUGUAGGCAGGACCGCAACAGCUCUAGUCAAACUAUUCUUAAUCCUUAUUCUGUUUGUGUUGUCGGUCUGUUGUGUUUCCUGGUUAUUAUUCCUUUGAUAGUUUAACGCCAUAACUAGAGCCAGGAGGUUUUCCUAGUCUGGUCUCUUGAUCAGGUACAACUCUUGGCCCCGCCUACCCAUUCUGUAUGUUGUCUGUAGUGUUUUCUGCUUGUUUUUAAAAUGUUUUCUACUUUACUUUUCUUCUAUUACUUAUUUAUUUGUAUUUUUAUAAUCACUGCUACUGUUCGCUGUUGACAAAUAGAAAUCCUCCUGCUGUAUUCUAUCUGUGUGUGUGUUUCUUUAUGGUGUCUGUCCCGUUACAUGUUGUUCUUCCCCAGAAGGUGACUCUCCAUGGUCUGCUAGAGCCAGGGUCUGUGGAGCACACUGUGGAGACUCCAGUCAGCCAGAAGGUGACUCCCCAUGGUCUGCUAGAGCCAGGGUCUGUGGAGCCCACUGUGGAGACUCCAGUCAGCCAGAAGGUGACUCUCCAUGGUCUGCUAGAGCCAGGGUCUGUGGAGCACACUGUGGAGACUCCAGUCAGCCAGAAGGUGACUCCCCAUGGUCUGCUAGAGCCUGGGUCUGUGGAGCCCACUGUGGAGACUCCAGUCAGCCCCAGGGUCAGUCAGGAGGUGGAGGAGAGGAAGAAGAUCAUCGACGGUCAAUACAAAUGCUUUGAGAAGAUGAACAGAGACCAGCCUUAUAACAAAUCAGGUAGUGAUGAUGUGCGAUACUCUAAUACUGCUUUCACAUAGGAUUUAUGGUAUUUUGCCUGUACUUUUUGGGGGGCAUUUUUACAAUUUCUACAAACAUUUUGCCUGCAUAAGCCUUUCAUACCUCCCAUGCACAUGCUGGCAUCCUGGUGAGGAGUUGUAGUAGUGGUGUGCAGAUGUGGGUGGGCGUCUAUUUUAAUAAAUCCAUUGAGAAAAUACACAGGUCCUAAGAAACAUUAUAAGACUAAUCAAAUUUAUUUUCAAAAGAAUAGAAUGCCAUAUUUUGAAUUUAAUUAUGUUACUGGUCUGUGCAGCCUAUAUGGCUGCAGCAUGCACUUGAAAUCAAUAGUUAUUUUGUUAAUUAAACAGACAAGACACACUUAGGCUAACCUGAUCACAGUCAACACAUAUAUUUUAUAGUAGGCUAAGAAUAAAAUACGAAUAAUAUUUUUCCCACACAACUUGCGUCAUGGCAACGCAUGGAACCGCUAUCAUAUAAAAAAAGGUGAUAUUUUGAAACAGGGCCCAAGGCAAGCCCAUGCUUUUUUGAUCCACGUUUCAUCUCUUUCCUACCCUCACUCUGCCUUGUUAGGGAGCAGGCAUUAGGGUCUUACAUUGAGAGUAUCUUCAUCAUGAUACCCAUGGAAAAUAAUAUAAAUAAAAUAAAUCUAUAUUUUCAAAAGCAUGUGAAUCUCCUGUUCAUAUUUCACAUCCUCGGCGGGCUUUUGGAGUUACCUGUACGCGAUCUAGCAAAAAUAAUGGCCUACACUUGAUUUAGGCUACAUUAUUUGACUCGGUACCGGUACCCCCUGUAUAUAGCCUCGUUAUUGUUAUUUAUUUUAUUGUCUUACUUUUUAUUCAUUUUUUUACUUUAGUUUAUUUAGUAAAUAUUUUCUUAACUCUAUUUCUUGAACUGCAUUGUUGGUUAAGGGCUUGUAAGUAAGCAUUUCACGGUUGUAUUCGCAUAUAUGAUUUAAUUUGAUUUGAUGCUAAAUGUUUCUGAUCAGUGAUAGAGGACCAAAUGAGCUAUACCACCUCCUCUUAUUUGCCCAGCCAGAGAAUUAACCAAAUAUACAGACGGAGAUUCAGUGAAACAAAAUCACAUUGAUUGAUUGAGACAAGUCACAGGCUUUUUGGUCGGGAGUAGGCCUAGGCUACUAAAUGACUGCGAGUGAAGAGCAAAAUAAUCCACUUGUAAAACUACAUAACAUGCUGGCAAAAUGUUUUGAUCAGUGCUAAUAAAUGAGCCAACUAGACAAGAUGAUUAUGAGCAGCCCUCAGCUCAACUUGGUUAACAUCUCCACAGCCUAAUUGUAAACUAACCAACAUCCAAACAAAGAUUCAGUGAAAAUAAACAUCUGACAUUGAUUGAUUUGAUCAAGACCCCAGGGUUGUCUCAAAGCAGCGCUUAAACAGUUGACCACAAGUGGGUAGGCUAUUGUUUACAUUGUAUUAUAACAAUAUUGGAUGACUGGGCAGUUUCAGUAAGCAACAAGUUGAUGCCUUCCAUUGCAUUGGCCUACUUUAUUCCAGUAUUUUCCUAAUUCAGUGAUUAUUUAUUCCCACAGUAAUUCUUUAUGGAUCCGUCCAGUUGUGGUUAAGAAAGUCAUGCAUGUGAUGGGCUUUGGGAAGAGAUGGGUGAAGUGACUUACAUGCCUUGCAAAGUUUAGAACUGCCAAGGAGGAUUGUAGUAACAGGCGCUGCUUAGCAACCACCUCGAGUUUAAGAGCGUAGUGCGUGCCAAAAUGCCGCCUAAGCAUUACGGCUACAUUUCAUAGUAGGCAGAACUUUACCUCAAUCAUGACUAGGUCGGUUGCCGGAAAUAAAAGUAGAGGCUUUGUAUCCAGCAAUACCUUUCAUAUAUAAAGAAAAGUCGGCAAAAAGUUGACGGGAUGCUAAAGUUGGCAGAAAAACGUAUUGGUUUAAAAGGUGUAUCAUAAUACCGACUCAGAGUGUGUGAUUAUUCCAGAAUAUAAUUAGAAUAGAAUACUUUUCACAGUCACUUCAAGGUUACAGCACACAAUCAGAAGAACCCACAAAGACAGGUACGGUCACAAUGUCACUGUGCAGAAUUCCGAUAAACAUGCUAUUCCAGUAGACAGAUGACAGACGAGUGUGGCCAAAUGGUUCAUGUAGCCUACAGCUGGUUUCACUAAGCUAAAUUACGUAGUGUAUUCACAGUGAGUCUUCAUUAGUGUGCUGUGUCUGGUUGUGUGUUGCUGGCGGUGCAGGGCUGUACUGUAACCGGACCUGGGAUGGCUGGCUGUGCUGGGAUGAUACACCUGCUGGGACAGUCACCUGGCAGAACUGUCCCAACUAUUUCCCUGACUUUGACUCCACAGGUAAGGCCUGGCUAUAGGAGGUGUUUGUUUAUGUGACCUGUUUGUCCCUAUGUGUGUGUGUUUGUUUUCAAUGCUAUUUUUUACUAUGUCAAUUCUGCAUUUCUUUACUUUCUGUAAACUACAAGCAAGAAUAAAUAAAGUCAAAGUUCUGGUUGGUCAGAUGCUCCAAUGCUGACUUGUUAAUACAUUUUGGAUCAUUUUAAUUUAAAACAAUAACAGUAAGGUACUUAAUUGUUACCCAGAAAUGAUUUGAUUUGACAUAAAAACAGCUGCAAUUGGACCUAUAAUUCAAUAUUCAUGGUGUCUAGUGGUUGCAAAGCUUAUGGACAUGUUGCACAGUUUAAGUGUUUAUGUUUAAAGGUCAACUUUGGGCUCACAAAACGGUCCAACUUCGCCUCUUUCUCAAUUUUCAAACAAAAAUGGGGUGUUAAUUUGGUGGUUCAUCGAUGUGUCAUCCUGGUCAUGGGCGCCGUGACCGACGUAACUAGUUUGUUAGCUAAGCUAGCCACUUGUAGCUAGCCAGUAACUCCCCUGUAUGUGUUAACGUCAUUUCACAGGAUUUGUUUUUGGACGGAAGCUGUAGAGAUCGAUAAGAAAUGGCACUUCUAUAGCCAAAUAUCUCAUUCAUAAUUUUUUAUUUAAUUUUUUUGCAUUAAAUUACCUGGUAUGAUGGUGCAUUGAUCAGUUAUACAGUUUAAAGCUGUUAUUUUUGAUUUUUUUGUCCAAAGUCGACCUUUAAGUGUUAGACUACCAUAGACUACUUUCAGGGGGAGGAACCAUCUAACAUCAAGUUGUAAAAUAGUGAACUACUCCUUUAAGUGUCUAAGUUUUAAACAUGUUUCAUAGCGUGUCAUUAGUCCUACUUGAUUGUUUCAUCAGAAAAAGCUACAAAGAUCUGUAGCGAAUCAGGACAGUGGUUCCGCCACCCAGACACCAAUAGGACGUGGUCCAACUACACCCUGUGUAACUUCCACACUACAGGCAAGCUGAAGGUAAGGGUUGUAAAGGGGUGAUCCAUCAAUCCCAUUUAUUCAUGCUAUUUUGAGCAUACUCUUGAUCCAUUUUACAAUCACAAUAAGGGGACAUUAUGUCAAGGGGAUAAUACAGGUAUAUUCAAUGCAGAGGAGGUCAUAGAGGGAACAAUUGGUCAAAUUAAGCUAGAUAUGGUAAAUAUGGUACAGUAAAUGUACCAAAGCUUACACUUGAUUACAUUUUACAAUCAUGAUAUAUGGAGGAGGUCAUAGAGGGAACAAUUGGUCAAAUUAAGCUGGCAAAGAUUUAUAUUUCUGACCAGUGAGUAGUAGUAAAACUCCUGACCCUAGCAAUGGGAAACAGGCAGGGCCGGUUUCUUAAAUCAAUCAUUGACAUUUUAGUCAUUUAGCAGACACUCUUAUCCAGAGCGACUUACAGUUAGUGAGUGCAUACAUUUUCAUACUGGCCCCCCAUGGGAAACAAACCCACAAACCUGGCGUUGCAAGCGCCAUGCUCUACCAACUGAGCUACAGGGGACACACAUUUCUAAUUGAUUUAUAAAGCCCUUUUUACAUCAGCAGAUGUCACAAAGUGCUAUACAGAAGUGGGACAUCAUGAGGACACAAAGAACGCUAUGAACUAUUUGUCUACAUCAGUGUUCACCAGCCUUUUCUGAGUCAGGAUCUCUUUCUGAGUCAAAAUACAAGCCGAGAUCUACCGCUCAGUUAAAAAAAAUAAACAUGACUUGAAAAACAAGCCUAUGCAACACUAACCAAUUAAAAACAGUUCUGGAGCAAUGAGGUUUGUGCAGUAGGCUAUAGGCCCAAUACAUUAUCACUGCAUAUUGGCUAUGCUUGAAUUGCCCAUGAUCUUCUCAGACAAUUUUGAAAUUAUAUUUUACAAAUGUAGGUAUAUGAUCACACUGGUAAUAGAUAAUUUGUUUUAUUACUUGUGAGGCACAGCUGAGUGAGCAUAAUCAUAUUUCUUUUUUCUACUGGGCUGAUGGCCUGCAUCUGAUGAUCAGCCUGAGGGGAGGGAGGGAGCAGCAGUGAGGCUGCCUCUCACCUGACUCACCGUCCCUCCGCUCUCCCUCCCUCCGCUGAGAAAAGGGGACACAGUCUUCCAGCUGAUGGCGAAACUCAAGUCACACUGCAUUAUUUCUGCCUCAUACACCAUUUCCUGUUGUUACUCCUAUGACCAGAGAAAGUGAAAUAUUCCUAGAUAUAAAAAAAGACACAAGCCGCUAAUAAUAACAACGCAAGCUUAUCGGAACACUUUGCUAUACUCCAUGGUGCAGUGAUGCCUGGAGAAGUGGGUAUACUCUAAUUCUGCCCAAAAAUAAUUAAAUGGCCAUCCCAGCGAAAGAAAGGCACCCUGUGUGAAAAAUGCUAUGAGAAACAGUGACAUACACUCUGAAGGACUUAAAAUGAUAAAUCCCAUGUUGGUCUUUCACAGUCAGGCCAACCCAAGCUGUGCUGUACUGUGCAAGUAGGCUAAUCGUAGGCCCACUAUUGAAACAGAAAUCAGAAAUUCACAGGUUUCAGAUUUUUCCCAAUUUUUUCAGGUUUUAGCUCUCAAAGUCACACUUUCUUAAACAACAAAAUAUGAUGUUCUAAGUCCAUAACAAUGCUUGAACCACAUCAGAAGACCAAGUUUGAGGUCUGGGAACAAUCUAAGAAAUGUUGAUUCUUUAGGGUAGUUACCCUUUAAUUCAAGUGUGCAGGCACCUAUCACUGUUGUUUGGUUAGCUGUUUCUGUCACAUGAGAUGGAGUUUGCAAAAGAAAUGGCAACUGGAUUGAUGCAUAUAAUCAUGAUAUCAUUCUGACAGUUAGGGAUAGGCUACUUUGUAGCUGGGAAAGCCUUUCCAUCUACCAGAAGACGGUUAGGCCUAUCAUUAGCAUUGCUAUAUUUGUCCUGUUCCUUAAUUGUUUGACAGAUUUUUAUUUCAUAUUAUGAGGCAUGUCUUACCUUGCUUCAAAGUAGCCUAUAGCCAAAAUCCCACCAUAGAAACGUGGAGGCAAUUAUGUUUUAUAAAGACUUACUCAUAAUAUACGUUCUCCUGUGCUAUUGGUUUUCUUUCAACUUUCUUUAAUUGUCUAGCAGCCAAAGGCAUUAUCCUAGUCAUAUUAGCAACACAUGAUAGUUGUUGCAUCUUUAAAUCCCUCCUCUUUCUAAAUGUCUAAUGGAUAUUUCCAUCUCUGUCCAUGAACCCGCUCUCAUGUGCAUUUUAGAACAGUGUUUUCCCGCAAUUGCAUUUUGAAAGGUUCACACAUAGGCCUACAUUGCUGCGUCUAAAAUGUGAAGAAAUAAUAGUUUAUCAACAUUUUAAGCUAAACAUUCUGAUCUGUUCCAUCAGCCUUAUUAAUUGAAUCGGCGUAUACUUCCACUACACUACUUUGAUACAUAUCAGUGGGGAUUAAGAAGUGAGUAUACGCAAUGCCCACUGAAAAAUAAGUGGGUAUGUGACAUAUACCUGCGUAUACCCUCCACUACACCACUGACUAUACUCAUUCAUUGCAGCUGCAGUGCUGGUUGUAGUGUGAGUGGAAGUAGGGAGAACGUGAAUUAUAUGGCUUAUAAAAGUGUUGAACAAAGUUUUGACAGUGCUGAAUAACAACUUAAACAUGAACUUACUCAUAAAAACAGCAGCUCUUUGCUGUCUCUAGUCAAUAUCACAGUAUCAACUUUGCUGUGCGUUCGAGGUUUCUUUUUACAGUCUAUGGCUCGAGGAAACUGUGCAGACACAGUGAUCUGAGCUAUCUGAUUGGCCAGCAGUAGACCUAUACGUGCACUUGAUUUGCUCUCUGGGCCUGCCGGGUAGGCAGAGUUCUACCUUCAGACAUAUAAAAUGGUUAAAAAUGGGAACACUUUGCCUUCCCGGCGCUAGGGCUGCUGAAUCAAGUGCACCUGCCACCAACAGCUCAAAACUAAUAAAAAAAAUAGGAACGCAAGGCUUUAUCGUUGUUGUUUUUUUACAGAAAUGUUUGGUGAUUGACUAGGAAUGCCUUGGAGAUUGACCAGUCGAUCGCGAACAACCAGUUGGUGACCACAGUUCUACAUGAUAAAUGGUUCAAGCGUGGCUUAGUCACACCAUGAUUAGAGUAUGGAUGAAAACCAGCUGUGCUGCAGAUCUUAAGGACCUGAUUUGAAAUAUCCAGGUCCUAAACCUUAAAGGGAUGCAUUGGGAUUUUGGCAGUGAAGCCCUUUAUCUGCAUCCCCAGAGUCAGAUGAACUCGUGGAUACCAUUUAUAUUUGAGCUAUUCCUGUAGCCUUUGACAUUGCGGUAACACUAGUUCAUAUUGGCUCGCAAACACUUCCUUCCUACUGGACAUAGAGUCAUAAAAAUGGUAUCCACAAGUUAAUCUGACUCUGGGGAAGUAGAUAAUCAUAAUCAUAAUUGCCCAAAUCCCGAAGUAUCCCUUUAAGGUCCUAGUCUCACCCCUUUCAUAUUUUGUUUACAUCAAGGAAGCAAAUGGAAGUCAGGGAUAAUUAAGCAAUAAGGCACGAGGAGGUAUGGUAUAUGGCCAAUAUACCACGACUAAGGGCUGUUCUUAUGCACAACGCAACGCGGAGUGCCUGGCUACAGCCCUUAGCCGUGGUAUAUUGGCCAUAUACCACAAACCUCAGAGGUGCCUUAUUGCUAUUAUAAACUGGUUACCAACGUAAUUAGAGCAGUAAAAAUACAUGUUUUGUCAUACCUGUGGUAUACGGUCUGAUAUACCACGGCUGUCAGCCAAUCAGCAUUCAGUGCUUGAACCACCCAGUUUAUAAUGGUUCAUGAAUGUCCUUGAUGCACCACUGUAUGGUCCUAUUUGUUUGAAUGUCCAUGUAUCUGUGUUUUCCAGAUGGCCUUUAUCCUGUACUACAUGGCGAUUGUGGGCCAUGCCUUCUCCAUAGCCUCCCUCCUGAUCUCUCUGGCCAUAUUCUUCUACUUCAGGUAAUUAUAGAUGCUGCUGUUGAUUUCUUUAUGAGACAAACUACUGGUUUGAUUAGGGAGAGUAUUCUGUCUUGGGAUUCUCAAAGCUUUUUUUUUUUUUCACUUGAUUAAUAAAUACUUCUGAUGAUGGUAAUAAUGAUGACGAUGAUGAUGAUGGUGAUUAUGAUAAAGAUGAAGAUGAAGACGCACCUAAUCGUGAUGAAAAUGAGGAUGUUGAUGAUGAUAGUGGUGAUAAAAAUGAUGAAAACUAUGAUAAUAAUGAUGACUGUGAUUGAUACAGUUCAGAUGGUAUAAUAUAUUUCUCCUAAGGAUCUGAGAGUGCUUUAUCACUCAUCUUGUCAUUAUUCAACUGAAAAGAUGGCCGUGUGUUUCCUCUGAGAUAACUUAAUUGUAAAGAUGGCCGUGUGUUUCCUCUGAGAUAACUGAAUUGUAAAGAUGGCCGUGUGUUUCCUCUGAGAUAACUGAAUUGUAAAGAUGGCCGUGUGUUUCCUCUGAUAUAACACUGGCAGUGCGGACGUGUGAAAAUGUAAUCUUCACAUUGAGGCUAAAUGUGUUUCCCACACAAUUAUGGAAAUCUUCUCAACGGAUUGUGAUUGUUACCUUUAUACAACACUCUGGUUUCCAGUUUGUCAUUUUCUGUGAUUGUGUUUGGUAGCAUUUGAAGGGAAGACGUAUUGAUUGGAUAAUAUUGUUUUCUUUUCCUCUCCAGAAUUUCUUAAUAUAUUGUUUGACAUUAUGAUUAUCACACACUAUUUCAAGUUUUAACAUCUUUAGAAGCUGAACAUCAGAAAAUAAGCUUGGUUUGUUAUCUGCAUUGGAUUAUGGUCCUUGACAUCCAGCCUACCCUCUUAGAAAAAAGGGUGCUAUCUAGAACCUAAAAUGGUUCUUCGGCUGUCCCCAUAGGAUAACCCUUUUUGGUUCCAGGUAGAACCCUGGUUCCAGGUAGAACCAUUUUAGGUUCCAUGUAGGACCCUUUCCACAGAGGAUUCUACAUGGAACCCAAAAGGGUUCGACGUGGAACCUAAAAGGUUUCGGCUGUGGGACAGCUGAAGAACCCUUUUUUCUAAGAGUGUAAUGAAACUGAAUCUCUCAUAUUUAGGAGGAGCAGUAACAGGGUCACUGAAUGUUUUACUCAUUCUGAUACAUAUGGCCUUUCAGUUUCAUGCUGGCUUAUUUCAGUGUAACUACUUUAAAGUUCACGACCAAAGAACCAUGAAUUCAGGACAGUUUAAGGAAUGUUUUAGUCAUUUAGCAGAUGCUCUUAUCCAGAGCGAGUGAGUGCAUACCUUUUUUUUGUUUUUGAUUUUUGUUUUUUUAUACUGGCCCCCCGUGGGAAUCGAACCCACAACCCUGGCAUUGCAAGCGCCAUGCUCUACCAACUGAGCUACACGGGGCAGGAAUGAGUUGGCUGUGCUCUUAUUUAAGUGCAGGGCAACCUUAAUGGUACUCCCUUACGGGUUCUCAUUCUAAAUAUAGGUUGAGAGUACACACUUAAGGAGGAAUUGCAUAUUAAGGAAAACUGCUGGGGAAUUUCAAUGGAAUAGGGGUCAGAAAAGGUGAUUACAUCAAAGCUAAUCACCUCAGAGCAAUCCGUACAUGCAAGUGCAAGCAACUGACUACCAAGAUCUUGUAAAAUAAUGAUUAGUCUUAUCGAAAAUGAAUUUUCUUCAAAAACAGAUUGCAAGGAAAAAUUAGAGAAGUUAAGAGUAUGUUGAAAACUUUACAUUCUCCAUCUCCCAAAAAAAUAAGCAACAGAAAAAACGACACAAUAUGGCCAUCAAAUUAUUCAAAAAAGACUGUGAAGAAAUGUUUGAUAAGCUAUGAAUAUGUCCAUACACUCAAAAAAAGUGCUAUCUAGAAGCUUAAAGGGUUCUCCGGUUGUCCCCAUAGGAGAACCCUUGAAUAAUCAUUUUUGGUUGCAGGUAGAACCCUUUCUACAGAGGGUUCGUUCUAUAUGGAACCCAAAAGGGUUCUACCUGGAUCAAAAAGAGUUCUACCUGGAACCAAAAAGGUUUCUCCUGUGGGGACAGCCGAAGAACCCUUUUGGAACCUUUUUUUCUAAGAGUGUAUAACCAUUAGGCCAUUAUCCUUGAAGAAACGUUAUGGGGGAUAUAACUGCAGGAGCAAAAACAACAUUUCUGCAUCAUAUUGGUUAACACCGACUUGGGAUAGUUCUCAUUUGGCUCAGUUGCCAGUGUGGAAAUUCAGAAAAUGUGGACAUUUGGCGUGUUUCAAAUCUCAAUGGAUAUAGCAAGUAGGGUGUUAACCAGCAAAUGCAGCUGUGGGUCAACGUAGGUCUUGUAACAGACUGCAAUGUUCCACAAAGUUUAUACCUGCUCAUAAAUCUAGCUAAGACAUAGUGCAGGUGCACAUCUUAGAUGCUGAAUAGCUGCUAUCCAAAACAAAAGUAAACGCUCAAACUACACUGUGUCUGUGUCUUGACAAGAAUCAGAUACAAUACAUCCUUUCUUGGCAUUGUAAAGCGUCAAUGGACGACCAAAGCGAUCAGCUAAUUAUGACCUCAAUGAAGUUUUAAAGAUGGCAAGCAAAUCAUUGCUUUUAGGGGAACAUCGUUUUUAUGAUCAUGGCACUAUAUUUAUAGGCUGAUCCCUUUAAACCUGAAAGUCUUAAUGUUGUAUUAUACUUCCCAGAUGUGCAGUUUACAGUGGCAUUUGACGCAGUACAGCUGCACUAUCUUUUUAUUUAUGGCCUCCCCUUCAGCACUGCCAGGACUCGCUGAUAAAAAUACUCUGGCUUGCCGUGGAAAAGUAGAGUUGGGUUAGCUUUAAAAAUAUUGUAUCACUGUGCGGUCUGAUCCUGUCCUAAUGCAUACAUGAUGCUUGUUGUCAUUAAAUGGCUGUCUGUUUUGACAGAGCCUGUCUGAUUAAAGGGUCAAUGUACAUGCGGUUAGCAUUUUGGUAGUUCCUGCUUUUACUGUACCUUGCAUGUCAGAAGUUGCCCUGACACUCCUUUAGCUUGUUUAGGUGUAGUCUGAGAACAUCCUUACAGCAUCUUCAGAUAAAGAACGUUCUUCUGUCUGUUCUAUUUUCUGCUUAUCCUAGUUUGAAGAUAUUCUGCUAAUACACUUCCUUCGUCCUUUUACUUGUGUUGGGCCAUUUAAAGGUAGCCUCAUUCUCAAAGACAUCACACACCACUGACCCAGAACACGUCAUUUUCUUCUUCUUCUUCUUCUUCUUCUUCUUCUUCUUCUUCUUCUUCUUCUUCCUUUCUUCUUCUUCUUCUUCUUCUUCUUCUUCUUCUUCUUCUUCUUCUUCUUCUUCUUCUUCUUCUUCUUCUUCUUCUUCUAUAAACAACACAUUUACAGCAAGACUGCUACAUUAGCUUCCUAAUGACUGGAGACAGAUAACAGGACCUUGUUGCUGUACACAGGUUUGGCACAAGGUGUUUUCACUCCAGUAAACACUGUUUCAACCUAUCUUUAAUUGCUCCUGCUUGGCAUUACUUUACUAACCUUUUAUAGAAAAAUAGUAUCAUUUGUUUCCACUGCCAUCUCUCGUUAUCUGUAUAAAAGACACCUGUCCACACACUCAAUCAAACAGACUCCAACCUCUCCACAAUGGCCAAGACCAGAGAGCUGUGUAAGGACAUCAGGGAUACAAUUGUAGACCUGCACAAGGCUGGGAUGGGCUACAGGACAAUAGGCAAGCAGCUUGGUGAGAAGGCAACAACUGUUGGCGCAAUUAUUAGAAAAUUGAAGAAGUUCAAGAUGACGGUCAAUCACCCUCGGUCUGGGGCUCCAUGCAAGAUCUCACCUCGUGGGGCAUCAAUGAUCAUGAGAAAGGUGAGGGAUCAGCCCAGAACUACACGGCAGGACCUGGUCAAUGACCUGAAGAGAGCUGAACCACAGUCUCAAAGAAAACCAUUAGUAACACACUACACCGUCAUGGAUUAAAAUCCUGCAGCGCACGCAAGGUCCCCCUGCUCAAGCCAGCGCAUGUCCAGGCCCGUCUGAAGUUUGCCAAUGACCAUCUGGAUGAUCCAGAGGAGGAAUGGAAGAAGGUUAUGUGGUCUGAUGAGAAAAAAAUAGAGCUUUUUGGUCUAAACUCCACCCGCCGUGUUUGGAGGAAGAAGAAGGAUGAGUACAACCCCAAGAACACCAUCCCAACCGUGAAGCAUGGAGGUGGAAACAUCAUUCUUUGGGGAUGCUUUUCUGCAAAGGGGACAGGAUGACUGCACCGUAUUGAGGGGAGGAUGGAUGGGGCCAUGUAUCGCAAGAUCUUGGCCAACAACGUCCUUCCCUCAGUAAGAAGAUGGGUCGUGGCUGGGUCUUCCAGCAUGACAACGACCCGAAAUACACAGCCAGGGCAACUAAGGAGUGGUUCCGUAAGAAGCAUCUCAAGGUCCUGGAGUGGCCUAGCCAGUCUCCAGACCUGAACCCAAUAGAAAAUCUUUGGAGGGAGCUGAAAGUCCAUAUUGCCCAGCGACAGCCCCGAAACCUGAAGGAUCUGGAGAAGGUCUGUAUGGAGGAGUGGGCCAAAAUCCCUGCUGCAGUGUGUGCAAACCUGGUCAAGACCUACAGGAAACGUAUGAUCUCUGUAAUUGCAAACAAAGGUUUCUGUACCAAAUAUUAAGUUCUGCUUUUCUGAUGUAUCAAAUACUUAUGUCAUGCAAUAAAAUGCAAAUUAAUUACUUAAAAAUCAUACAUUGUGAUUUUCUGGAUUUUUGUUUUAGAUUCCGUCUCUCACAGUUGAAGUGUACCUAUGAUAAAAAAUGACAGACCUCUACAUGCGUUGUAAGUAGGAAAACCUGCAAAAUCGGCAGUGUAUCAAAUACUUGUUCUCCCCACUGUAUAUGGAUGAUGAAGCUUUUGAUUACUGCUGAUUUUACCCCCUCUGAUUCGUCAAAUGACUUAUUAUGUGACUGAUAUCAGAUUCCGUGUGAAUCAGGAAUCUCCACAGGGACCUCAAAUACAGUUGUCAGUAAUAUUUUUUGACAACUGAUUCCACUUGUCGAGCGUCGUGCGUGCCAUUAUUUAACACGGCUGAACCGAAGCAAAUGAUUUCAGUUCCUUUGGUGUUGCUUGAGAGAAUUAUUGUAUAUUGUUAUACCAGUUUACAGCAUGCUCUGAAUGGAAUGACAAUCUUUAUUUAUAUUUUACAAGAGGAUCCUUCGUUCAGAUGACUGCAACAUCUGACAAAGUCAUUAUGGGCCAGAGUUAGACGUUCCAAUGGUUCAUAUUAUUUAUCGUCCUGUUUACUUCAUCAAAGCUUGAGAAAAAAAAUCAGUAGGAUGAAAUAUGUUAAAGUUGCAGAUGAGUUUUUAUUGCAACAUGCAGAAUGGAUUUUUCAUCAUGAAUAUUCAUUAUUUGACAGAUAUUUAAAAUGUGGUCUCAUUCGAAAUUCGAUUUGCAUACAUUCCCAUGAAACAAUUUUUAUUAUUGCUCAUGACAAGAAUAAUAUUCCUCCAGUUUUGCAGAUUAUAUUCUCAUCUGUCUAUCAACUGUGAAGUUAUUUUUCAUAUUUCGCAUACUAAUUAUUUAUAUUGAAGCUUGUUCUCUUGUUUCAGACUUACAAUUUACACUCUCUCUGUAGCACAACAAUUCUGUAGCCUAUGUUCUCGACAGCAUUCCUUGCAUAUUUUCACACUAGAAAAUUGGAUAACCAGCUUCAUCUUUGGCUUCUAUCAUUUAGUAAAUUGUUUGCUGUAGCUCUCUCUGUGAAUGUCUGCUGGGGUAACCGCAGCCAGACCCACAUCAUAUGUUGCUCUCUCUGUGAAAGUCUGCUGGGGUAACCGCAGCCAGACCCACAUCAUAUGUAGCUCUCUCUCUGAAUUUCUGCUGUGGUAACUGCAGCCAGACCCACAUCAUAUGUAGCUCUCUCUCUGAAUUUCUGCUGUGGUAACUGCAGCCAGACCCACAUCAUAUGUAGCUCUCUCUGUGAAUGUCUGCUGGGGUAACCGCAGCCAGACCCACAUCAUAUGUAGCUCUCUCUGUGAAUGUCUGCUGGGAUAACCGCAGCCAGACCCACAUCAUAUGUAGCUCUCUCUCUGAAUUUCUGCUGUGGUAACUGCAGCCAGACCCACAUCAUAUGUAGCUCUCUCUGUGAAUGUCUGCUGGGGUAACCGCAUCAUAUGUUAAUGUUAUUAUUAUGCUAUUUGUUUGUCUUCUCUCAGGAACCUGAGCUGUCCAAAGGAUCACCCUUCAUAAGAACCUCUUUGUUUCCUAUGUCCUCAACUCCGCCCUAACCCUCAUCUACCUCAUAGCAGUGGUCAACAACCCAGAUGUGGUGGGAAGAAAUCCAGUAAGUUUCACUUUACUCUAGUUUACUUUACUCACCCCAUAUCACAGUCAAAUACAUCACAGAAAUACAUUUCACCUUUAAGGUAAAGUAGAUAAAUGGGAAGAGGAAAUAUAAUGUACAUCUCUCAGUGUUGCACUGCAUGAUCAAAAAUAAUUGUUUGAAUUCUUAGAAUGAUGUAACACAGCCCUCAAGCACUAUUUUAUUUCAUUCAAAUUAGUUUACUCUAUAUCAAUCAACUGCAAUGCAGCUGUUUUUUCUAAAAGCGUUUGUUCAAAUAUAAUUUGUUCUUUUUUAGCAUAUCUUUUAAUGUGUUAUGCCAUUAACAGACUGCCCAGAACUAUCCUUCUCUUAGCUCUCAGAGUUCUAUCAUCUGUCAGACUUUUGAACAGCUGCAACUCGUUGAGAUUCAGUCAGAUGUGAAUUCUUUGUAUCCUGAGGUCUGUUAAGGUGAAGAUAGUAAAUCUGCCUCCAUGGAAUGAAUGUAACAUUACUGUAUAUGGAAUAAUCAUCCCUUUCUGGUACUUUCAGUAUUGUCUUUUAAGGGACAUUUUCAUUGUCCACCUUUCAAGGAAAUUAUUUGAAUAAAUCAGCUUCUUAUUAUACAGUAUUGUGACUCAGCAAGACAGAGUUACAGAGUCGCAGGCUUCUGUUCCGAAAAAAUACAAAGAAAAAAAUCAAAUUAAAAAAACAAGUCAGAGAAUUGUAGAGAUUAUCUUAAUGUCGAAAAAUCACUUUAGAGAUGUCCUUCAGUUUAGCCAGACACAGAAAAUAACUACCGUCUGGGUUUGAUUUCGAGCCUCUCUUCUGCUCUUCUCCCCGUACCAUCACGUUCUCACUGGAGAAACACACUUCAAGCCUAAUCCAACUGGCAUAUUCACAGUAGAAGGUUUAUUCAGAUAUACCAGCUGACCCUGGUGAUCCAACCAACAGGGAGGAAGGAAUGACAGCUUUCAAAAUGAAUAUGAAUAGCUAUGUUCUAGCAGCAUUGGCUCAGAACCAUCUUUCCCAAUCUGUUUUAAAUUUAUUAUAAUCUGCUUGUUUUGAAAAGCGACAGAACCAAAUUGCAGUUUGUCUUUCACACCUCAGACAACAUGGUCUUGAUUUCCAGGGGAAUACACAUACUACACAUCUUUAGUGGAACAUGUUGAAAUUCUGGAGCGCCAAAUUUAGACUGGGUCGGUCUGUGUUCUGACUGCAUGUUUGAUUUAGGGAUGUGAUGCUCUGUUGGGAGAAUAUACUCAGCUCUCUCUGAACAAAAAGAACAAGGUCUCUUUCUCUCUGGCGGAUCACAGCAGAGACUAGUAGUCGGCCAGUAGUGAAAGAGGAGUGGAUCCCUAGUGCUCAGGUCAAGUAGGCCAAAGACAUGAGACACACUUUGGAAUCAUCAGACAUUAGUGCCUUAAACUCUGUUCCAUAAAACAUUGAGAACCAUCCAGACUGUCCCAUUACAUUAGACUGGAUGCCUCAGUUGGGGCUUCAAGUUGAGGUUUAAUGUGGUUAUGAAGUGGUGAGAAAUGAAGUGUUCUGAUCAUACCAACAGACCUUAGUGAUGAGUCGACUGUCUUUCAGCAUACAUGUAAUGGCACAUCUGGACUCCAUGGCAGUGCCAGGAGUCGUGAAGGGCAGGGAGUGAGUGAGGGAGGAGAAAAAGGGAGAUGGAAGGAGGAGAAAUAGGAGGAGGAGGAGGAAGGAGGAGGGUAGAGGAGGAGGUGACAUAUGGCUAAGAGUUUGUGGGUGACUGACAGGUUUUGAAGGCUGCGUAUGCUGUGUAUACGGACCUCAGGGACAGAAGACUAGCUAAUACCAAUGCCAGUAUCUUCUAAUUAGAUCAGCACACUUGGAGACAGAGGGCUGAGAACCAGGAAUCUCAACAUGGAAAAACUAGAGGAUGAGCCUCAGUGAAUAUGCAUGGGCCUGUCGCAAAUGGAACUCUAUUCCCUAUAUAGUGCACCACUUUUGACCAAGUCCCAUACACUGUAAAAAAGAUGCUAUCUAGAACCUAAAUGGGGCCUUCGGCUGUCCCCAUAGGAGAACCCUUUGAAGAACACUUGUAAUUAGUAGGAAAUACAGCUGUGGAAAAUAUUAAGAGACCACUGCAAAAUUAUCCGUUUCUCUGGUUUUACUAUUUAUAGGUAUGUGUUCGGGUAAAAAUAACAUUUUUGUUUUAUUCUAUAAACUGAAAACAUUUCUCCCAAAUUCCAAAUAAAAAUAUUGUCAUUUAGAGCAUUUAUUUGCAAAAAAUGACAACUGGUCAAAAUAACAAAAAAGAUGCAGUGUUGUCAGACCUCGAAUAAUGCAAAGAAAAUAAGUUCAUGAUCAUUUUUAAACAACACAAUAGUAAUGUUUUAACUUAGGAAGAGUUCAGAUAUCAAUAUUUGGUGGAAUAACCCUGAUUUUCAAUCACAGCUUUCAUGCGUCUUGGCAUGCUCUCCACAAGUCUUUCACAUUGAUGUUGGGUGACUUUAUGCCACUCCUGGUGCAACAAUUCAAGCACCUCGGCUUUGUUUGAUGGCUUGUGACCAUCCAUCUUCCUCUUGAUCACAUUCCAGAAGUUUUCAAUGGGGUUCAGGUCUGGAGAUUGGGCUGGCCAUGACAGGGUCUUGAUCUGGUGGUCCUCCAUCCACACCUUGAUUGACCUGGCUGUGUGGCAUGGCGCAUUGUCCUGCUGGAAAAACCAAUCCUCAGAGUUGGGGAACAAUGUCAGAGCAAAAGGAAGCACGUUUUCUUCCAGGACAACCUUGUACGUGGCUUGAUUCAUGUGUCCUUCACAAAGACAAAUCUGCCCAAUUCCAGCCUUGCUGAAUCACCCUCAGAUCAUCACCGAUCCUCCACCAAAUUUCACAGUGGAUGCGAGACACUGUGGCUUGUAGGCCUCUCCAGGUCUCCGUCUAACCAUUAGACGACCAGGUGUUGGGCAAAGCUGAAAAUUGGACUUAUCAGAGAAUAUGACCUUACUCCAGUCCUCUACGGUCCAAUCCUUAUGGUCUUUUGCAAACCUCAGCCUGGCUCUUCUUUGCUUCUCAUUGAUGAAGGGCUUUUUUCUAGCUUUGCACGACUUCAGCCCUGCCCCUAGGAGCCUGUUUCGAACCGUCAUCGCCAUGCACUUCACUCCAGCUGCCGUUUGCCAUUCUUUUUGUAGGUCACUUGAUGUCAUCCUACGGUUGUUGAGUGACAUUCAAAUGAAUUGGCGGUCAUCCCGGUCAGUAGAGAGUCGUUUUCGCCCUCUGCCGGUCUGUAGCUUUGUUGUCCCCAAUGUCUGCUGCUUGACCUUGUUCUUAUGAACCGUCUUUGAAAUGUUAAGGAUGGAAGCAACCUGACGCUCACUGUAUCCCUCUGCCAGUAAAGCCUGAAUUGACUCCUCACUCAAAACAUUCCUUUUCAACUCUUUUGGCAUGGUCAAUAGUUAUUUUUGUAUUAAUAUUACUUUUGAGGUACUAUUAGCACUGUUUUUGCCAUCCAGCUGGUCCUAUUGCAAGAGGAUAGUGAUGACCACAGCAGUGGUUUUUAUACUUUUCGUUAAAUAAAAUGUGGUUCAUGUGAUCACCUAAUCAGUACCUAAUUCAGUAGAAUGAGAGGUGUGCCUGUGUUGGAAUUCAACAGACACUGGAAUGGAAUGGCUGUCAUACAUGUAGAGAUGCUGAUUUAAGAAACAUUUGCAGUGGUCUGUUAAUUUUCUCCACAGCUGUAGGGUGCCAUUUGGGACACAACCCCAUAAAAAAAAUAGGAAGUGAGUAAAAGACAGAAAGAGACAUAUGAUAGUAUGGUGUUGACUGACAAGAAUGUGGGGAUAUUAUUGAACAGAAUGUAGGCUGCUUAACAGUCUAUUUUUCUUAUUUUUCACAUAAACAUAGUGUAAUGUGGAGCGAGGGAUGCACUGUGGCUCGAGCAGUAGGGGGUAAAUGGAUAAACAUCCUCCUCUCUGGAAAAUCAUAAUACCCCGCUAACGAUUUUGUGUCAGGGCUGGUUGAGUGUUGGGCUUUGUGUUGUUGUUAUUGUUGUUGAAUGUUGUUGUUAUUGUCUCUGUGUGACUCCCUGUGAUCCUAAUCCCCUGCAGGUUGGCUGUAAGGUGUUGCACUUCUUCCACAUGUACAUGCUGGGCUGUAACUACUUCUGGAUGCUGUGUGAGGGGAUCUACCUGCACACGCUCAUUGUGGUGGCUGUGUUCGCCGAGGAGCAGCACCUACACUGGUACUACCUCCUAGGCUGGGGUGAGUCUCACUACCUGCCUUAACCACAGAUCUAGGAUCAGAUUACUUUAAACCAACAACAACAAAAAACUCCAAAUGGUAUGCAAUAAGGCUUUCUGUAUUGGUUAUAGCCAGCAAUAAAAGGUUAGCAGUCAAUUGAAAGUUGAAAGGUCACAAAAACAAAAACUAAUUUAGGCAAAUCAAAAACUACUAAAUGUCCUUAAAAUCUGAUGUCCCAAAAACUGUUAAAUUCUUUCCACUAAAAGAUAAAUUAUAAGAAGUGUAGGAGAGUCAAUCAACAAAGGAAAAAACAAUCUGAUUAUCUACAUACUGACAAGAUGCUGGACCGCUCAUAUGCUGUGUUCAUAACCAAGUGAGAAGGUGGUAUUUACCAACAUUUUCGGCAAUUAAAUGCAACAAAAAUAACAUUAUUUAUAAAAAGCAAUCUAAUUAAUAUGUUUUUUUAACACAAAAAUGUGUUUACAUGCAUGAUAGUUGUACUUUUAGUAGCUUGUGGCCAUUAGCCAAUCAGCGUUUCUGAACGAGUUCAAAGCCUGUGAAUGCAUCCAACUGGUAUGUACGGCUUCACAACUGGUAAUUACCACCUUCCCACUUGGUUAUGAAUGCAGCAUAACAAUGGGAAUAAACGUCCACAAAGGCGGAAGGCAAGCGGGAGGAGACGGGAUCAGGCUGGAACAUUCUAGCUCAUAAGAAGGCACAUACGCAUGUGAACAGCAGCGACAACUCCGAUAUAAAAUCGUUUUUCUCAAAGUUGCCAGAAUGCCAUGUGUGUCCACUUAUGUCAGUACAUUCGUAACAACCUAAACAUUACGAAACUUCUAUUUGAUCAAAUAAGCCUCACAUUGUAAAUUAGAAAUGUCAUUAUUUGUUGAUCAAAGUAUUUUCUGCUUCUCGCUGUAUUUUCGCCCGGACAGAUUUUGGGGUGCAUUUAGGCCUCUCACGUCACAUCUUUCUCUCUGGAUAAACUCACCUUCGUGAUGAUAGGAAGUCCAUAUGUGAGAGUAGUCCAGUAAUUCCCUUUCUCCAGGCAGAUAACCCAAAGGAACAGGUUUCUACCACAGGGGGCCAGUGGCACCUUAAUUUGGUUAAUUGGUUUCCAUGUGUUUGAUAAAGUACCAUUCCAUUCACUUCAUUCCAGCUAUUAUGAUAAGCCGUCCUCCCCUCAGCAGCCUCCUGUGGUUCCUACAGCACACACUAUUUUAAAUGUCAUUCAUUGUUCCUCAAACCACGGCCAUUUCUCUCUCCUCUUUCUACUCACAUGACCCCAUACUUAAAGUGACAGGUGUCAUUUUUAACCAUCAAGAGACAUUAAAUGUAAUGAUGCAGUCGUUUAGCCAGAAUGUUUUUAUUCAACGGAUAAAUCAGAGGUAGGCUAUUCACCUUUAUGUUGACCUCGCUAGAACUGAACCAAUAACUUUGACAGUACACCUUGCCCAUCUGUUUUUGGGUCACAUAAAAGAACAUUGUAAACAGCUCCCACCAUCGCUGAACCACACAUAGAUCAACUUGUGUGUCACACAACAGAACGGGACACAAUCUGUGUCGGGACACAGGAUCAGAGACAACCCUGAGGUCACUGUUAACCGCAACACUCCCCGUGUGUCGACCCCGCCACACCCUGCAUCAGAUUGACAGCUUUAUUAUUAUGAGUGACGUGUUAUAGUAUGAGCCCUGGCCAUCCGAUAAGUGGUACAAUAUAACUGUGAAUGGUCAGCCAUUAUUAAAGAUGCCGCGAUAUAACCUUGGGGCAGUAGCUACAGUAUCAUACACACAGCCACCCAAAGGGAUGGAGGGAUGGAUGGAGAGAGGGCGGGAGGGAGGUGGGGUGGAUGGAGAGAGGGAUGGAGGGAUGAUGGAGAAGCGGGCGGGAGGGAGGGGUGGAUAAGAGAGAGGGAUGGAGGGAUGGAUGGAGAGAGGGGCGGGAGGGAGGGGUGGAUGGUAGAGAGGGAUGGAGGGAUGAAUGGAUGGAGAGAGGGCGGGAGGGAGGGGUGGAUAAGAGAGAGGGAUGGAGGGAUGGAUGGAGAGAGGGCGGGAGGGAGGGGUGGAUGGAGAGGGAUGGAGGGAUGGAUGGAGAGAGGGCGGAGGGAGGGGUGGAUAAGGGAGGGAGGGGUGGAUGAGGAGAGAGGGAUGGAGGGAGGGGGGAUGGAGAGAGGAUGGAGGGAUGGAUGGAGGAGGGCGGGAGGGAGGGGUGGAUAAGAGAGAGGGAUGGAGGGAUGGAUGGAGAGAGGGGCGGAGGGAGGGGUGGAUGGAGAGAGGGAUGGAGGGAUGGAUGGAGAGGAGGGCGGGAGGGAGGGGUGGAUAGAGAGAGGGAUGGAGGGAUGGAUGGAUGGAGAGAGGGCGGGGAGGAGGGGUGGAUGAGAGAGGGCGGGAGAGAGGGGUGGAUAAGAGAGAGGGAUGGAGGGAUGGAUGGAGAGAGGGCGGGAGGGAGGGAGGGGUGGAUGGAGAGAGGGAUGGAUGGAGAGAGGGUGGGAGGGAGGGGUGGAUAAGAGAGAGGGAUGGAGGGAUGGAGGGAUGGAGGGAUGGAGGACCUUGAUAAAUGACUUCCAAAUGGACCCGCAGUUCGGAAUCAUCUGUUUCAUCUGUUUAUGGCCCAGCAAAUGAGAACCCCAAUAAAUACUGGCAUGGUUGUGUUGUUUAUAGGGAAAGGAUUUAACCAGACUCGGUAAGUAGAGGAAAUGGCUCCGUGUGGGGUUGUUCUUGCUCAGCUUGUAGCAGACAACAUGAUGCUAUAAGCUUGUUUUGACUUUAGAAAGAGCUUCCAUUGGCUAUUUGGUUAACUGUCUAUUCUGUCAGGUAUCUUCACUUUAAAUUACAUGAUCAUGCUUAACAGCCUUAAAGGGAUAGUUUAAAGGGAUAUCCACUUACCUUGGCUGUGUUUAUGCUAAUUUCUAUUUUAAGUGAACUUCCCCUUUAACUUCUUCUAAACAGUCUACAGUACAGUAGAUAUACAAUAAGUUACGCUUAUAACUGAGGAAUUACACACUAAUUACUGUAGUAAAAACAUUAUAACUGUUUACGUUAUAAUAAACACAACAUAAUUAAUUCAUGAAUUGAUUAAUUAACGUUUUGCAGAUGUCCUUACAGUGUCUGUCUUCUUGUUUCCAGGGUUUCCCUUAGUGCCUGCAUCCAUUCACGCUGUAGCGAGGAAGAAGUAUUUUGAUGACAAGUGAGUAAUGGUCCUCUGCAGUAGUAUUGUAAAUAAGCUGAGCAGCUGUGUGGUCGGCUGCAGUACACAGAUCUAAAAAGAGAAGAAGAAUACUUUAUUGUCUGUUUGUAGAGAGGGACUUGUUUGACGGCGGAUGUUUCUCCUUCCUGUAGCUGCUGGAUGAGUGUGGAGACCCAUCUGCUCUACGUGGUCCACGGUCCCAUCAUGGCAGCGCUGCUCGUAAGUCACACCCUACUCAAUUUAAAUUCCUAAAGUGGACACUCAGAGGCUACAUCCUGUACAGCCUGGUCUCAUAGACUAGACGUAACAUAGCAAAUGUAAAUCCGGGACACGCAAAUUAGUAUGAUAUGUUACAUUUGGGAUGGUUACAUAAGACAGAAAGUUACUUAAUGCGAACAUAUAGCAACUCAAAGGUUGCACUUACGAAUCUCAUCACGGACAACUUUAGCAAAUUAGCAACUUUGCAACUAUAAUAGACAAAAAUAUAAACGCAACAUGCAACAAUUUCAAAGAUUUUACUGAGUUACAGUUCACAUAAGGAAAUCAGUCAAUUGAAAUAAAUUCAUUAGACCUUAAUCUAUGGAUUUCACAUGACUGGACAGGGGUGCAGCCUUGGGUGGGCAGCCAGGCCCACCCACUGGGGAGCCAGGCCCAGCCAAUCAGAAUGAGUUUUUCCCCACAAAAGGGCUUUAUUACAGACAGAAAUACUCCUCAGCAUCACUCCCACCCCCCCUCAGACGAUCCCGCAUGUGAAGAAGGCGGAUGUGGAGGUCCUGGGCCGGCGUGGUUACACGUGGUCUGCGGUUGUGAGGCCAGUUGGACGUACUGACAAAUUCUCUAAAACAACGUUGGAGGCAGCUUAUGGUAGAGACAUGUACAUUAAAUUCUCUGGCAACAGCUCUGGUGGACAUUCCUGCAGUCAGCAAGCCAAUUGCAUGCUCCCUCAAGACUUGAGACAUCUGUGGCAUUGUGUUGUGUAUCAAAACUGCACAUUUUAAAGUGGCCUUUUACUGUUUAAUCAGCUUCUUGAUAUGCCACACCUGUCAGGUGGAGGGAUUUUCUUGGCAAAGUAUAAAUGCUCACUAACAGGGAUGUAAACAAAUGUGUGCACAACAUUUGAGAGAAAUAAGCUUUUUGUGCUUAUGGAACAUUUCUGGGAUUUUUUAUUUCAGCUCAUGAAACUUGGGACCAACACCUAACAUGUUGUGUUUAUAUUUCUGUUCAGUGUACUUACUACUUUUGAGCUACUUUGCAACUACUUAGCAUGUUAGCUAACACUUCCCCCAAACCUAACCCUAACCUUAACCCUUUAACCUAACUCCUAACCUUAACCCUAACCUUAACCCCUGACCCCUAACCCUAACCCCUAGCCUAGCUAACUUUAGCCACCUAGCUAACAUUGGCGUUAGCCAUUUAGCCACCUAGCUAACUUUAGCCACAACAACUUGGAAUUCGUAACAUACAGUACCAGUCAAAACCUUGGACACAACUACUAAUUCCAGGGUUAAAAUGUUCUACAUUGUAGAAUAAUAGUGAAGACAUCAAAACUAUGAAAUAACACAUAUGGAAUCAUGUAGUAACCCAAAAAGUGUUAAACAAAUCAAAAUAUAUUCUUCAAAUAGCCACCCUUUGCCUUGAUGACAGCUUUGCACACUCUUGGCAUUCUCUCAACCAGCUUUACCUGGAAUGCUUUUCCAACAGUCUUGUAGGAGUUCCCACAUAUGCUGAGCACUUGUUGGCUGCUUUUCCUUUACUCUGCGGUCCGACUCAUCCCAAACCAUCUCAAUUGGGUUGAGGUCGGGGGAUUGUGGAGGCCAGGUCAUCUGAUGCAGCACUCCAUCACUCUCCUUCUUGGUAAAAUAGCCCUUACACAGCCUGGAGGUGUGAUGGGUCAUUGUCCUGUUGAAAAACAAAUCAUAGUCCCACUAAGCCCAAACCAGAUGGGAUGGCGUAUCGCUGCAGAAUGCUGUGGUAGACAUGCUGGUUAAGUGUGCCUUGAAUUCUAAAUAAAUCACAGAUAGUGUCACCAGCAAAGCACCCCCACACCAUAACACCUCCUCCUCCAUGCUUUACGGUGGGAACUACACAUGCGGAGAUCAUCCGUUCACCCACACCGCGUCUCACAAAGACACGGCGGUUGUAACCAAAAAUCUCUAAUUUGGACUCCAGACCAAAGGUCAAAUUUCCACCGGUCUAAUGUCCAUUGCUCGUGUUUCUUGGCCCAAGCAGGUCUCUUCUUCUUAUUGGUGUUCUUUAGUAGUGGUUUCUUUGCAGCAAUUCGACCAUGAAGGGCUGAUUCACACAGUCCCCUCUAAACAGUUGAUGUUGAGAUGUAUCUGUUACUUGAACUCUGUGAAGCAUUUAUUUGGGCUGCAAUUUCUGAGGCUGGUAACUCUAAUGAACUUAUCCUCUGCAGCAGAGGUAACUCUGGGUCUUCCAUUCCAGUGGUGGUCCUCAUGAGAUUGGGUGAAUGCACCAAUUUGUAAGUCGCUCUGGAUAAGAGCGUCUGCUAAAUGACGUAAAUGUGCCCUUGAGCAAGGCACUUAACCCUAAUUGCUCCUGUAAGUCGCUCUGGAUAAGAGCGUCUGCUAAAUGACUAAAAUGUAAAUGUAAAUCAUGACAGCCAGUUUCAUCAUAGCGCUUGAUGGUUUUUGCAACUGCACUUGAAGAAACUUUAAAAGUUCUUGACAUUUUCCGGACUGACUGACCUUCAUGUCUUAAAGUAAUGAUGGACUGUCAUUUCUCUUUGCUUAUUUGAGCUGUUCUUGCCAUAAUAUGGACUUGGUAUUUUACCCCCCCUACCUUGUCACAACACAACUGAUUGGCUCAAACGCAUUAAGAAGGACAGAAAUUCCACAAAUUAACUUUUAAGAAGGAACACCAGUUAAUUUUAAUGCAUUCCAGGUGAUUAUCUCAUGAAGCUGGUUGAGAGAAUGCCAAGAGUGUGCAAAGCUGUCAUCAAGGCAAAGGGUGGCUAUUUGAAGAAUCUCAAUAUAAAAUAUAUUUUGAUUUGUUUAACACUUAUUUGGUUACUACAUGAUUCCAUAUGUGUUAUUUCAUAGUUUUGAUGUCUUCACUAUUAUACUACAAUGUAAAAAAUAGUAAAAAUAAAGAAAAACCCUGGAAUUAGUAGGUGUGUCCAAACCUUUGACUGGUAGUGGACAUACAGGUUGGAGCAGGGGGCUGCCAUACUAGGCGCACGUGGAGCAGUUGUUGUGGGAGGUUAAGUGCCUUGCUAAAGAGCAGAAUGGCAGGAAAUGGCAUCUAGGAUUCGAUACCAGCAACCCUCCGGUUUGCCUGCUCACUUCCCGCCAGAUUUCUCCCGUCAGACUCGGGAUUCAAACUGGCAUCCCUCCUUGUUGCUGGCUCACCUCUCCAACCGCUAGGCUACCUGCCUCCUGCAUAUAUACAUAUGGUUCAUGGAUUUUCUGCUAGAUCAAAACUUAAUAGGUAGCUGUUAUUGGAGCUAUAAUCCUGUAUUGUUAUACUGUUGAAUGUGCAACACUUCAAUCAAAGCAAAUGGUUUUUUAUGCUGGUGCUAAGACUUCCAUUGUUCAGGCAAAAUCAUUAUAAUCAGAUUAGAUUUCAGCUCUUUCAGACACUGCAACCAUUUUCAGCCAUUUAUAAAAUCCCUUCUUUCUCUUUUUUCCCAGGUGAAUCUGUUCUUCUUGCUGAACAUCGUGAGGGUGCUGGUUACCAAGCUGAGGGACACCCACCGGGCAGAGUCUAACAUGUACAUGAAGGCAGUGAGAGCUACCCUGAUCCUGGUCCCUCUCCUGGGCAUCCAGUUUGUAAUCUUCCCCUGGAGGCCAGAGAACCGCCUGGCAGGGGAGGUUUACGACUACAUCAUGCAUAUAUUAAUGCAUUACCAGGUAAUGACUACAUCAUGCAUAUAUUACCAGGUAAUGACUACAUCAUGCAUAUACAGUAUUACCAGGUAAUGCUACUGAUCGCUAUGACUACAUCAUGCAUAUAUUACCAGGUAUGACUAGAUCAUGCAUAUAUUACCAGGUAAUGACUACAUUAUGCAUAUAUUAACACAUUACCAGGUAAUGCUACUGAUCUCUAUGACUACAUCAUGCAUAUAUUACCAGAUAUGACUAGAUCAUGGAUAUAUUACCAGGUAAUGACUACAUCAUGCAUAUAUUAACACAUUACCAGGUAAUGCUACUGAUCUCUAUGACUACAUCAUGCAUAUAUUACCAGAUAUGACUAGAUCAUGGAUAUAUUACCAGGUAAUGACUACAUCAUGCAUAUAUUAACACAUUACCAGGUAAUGCUACUGAUUGCUAUGACUACAUCAUGCAACUGAGUGUAUGCCAGCAGCACAGUCCUUGCCAAAGCUCUGAUCUGACAUAUGGUAAUAUUAGCGAGAGUAUCUGAUGUUUGUUUGUUUGUUUUGCUUUUCCUCCAGGGAUUACUAGUGGCAACGAUAUUUUGCUUUUUCAAUGGCGAGGUAAGCAUUACUGUGCUAGCACAACUUUUCAACAAAACACAAGGGAUAUUUUUCUUCCCUUCCCAUUCAGUUCAACUCUUGGAUAAUUUGUUUGUUGAGGUACAGUAGACAGUAUACAGUAACAGUUUACGCUUGAACCUCUGAAGAACCCUUACCCUUUGUUAAAGUACAGUUUUAAUUGAACCUCUGAAGAACCCUUACCCUUUGUUAAAGUACAGUUUUAAUUUAACCUUGAAGAACCCUUACCCUUUGGUAAAGUACAGUUUACGCUUGAACCUCUGAAGAACCAUUACCCUUUGGUAAAGUACAGUUUUAAUUGAACCUCUGAAGAACCCUUACCCUUUGGUAAAGUACAGUUUUAAUUGAACCUCUGAAGAACCCUUACCCUUUGUUAAAGUACAGUUUUAAUUGAACCUCUGAAGAACCCUUACCCUUUGGUAAAGUACAGUUUUAAUUUAACCUUGAAGAACCCUUACCCUUUGGUAAAGUACAGUUUUAAUUGAACCUCUGAAGAACCCUUACCGUUUGGUAAAGUACAGUUUUAAUUGAACCUCUGAAGAACCCUUACCCUUUGUUAAAGUACAGUUUUAAUUGGCCAUGUUGAGGGGAUGACAAGUCAGAUACCAAUGAAACAGCUCAUCGCUGCCUGGUGGCGUUUCACCUGACACGACUCGUCUGUCCCGUCACGCACACCAUUUCACUGAGCGUUUCCAGGUCAACAGGCGGCCAUCUUGUGCACCUGAUAACACAUUGAUGAGUGGCCCGUGGUGAUAGAGUUAUCCCUAAUGAGUGGGAGGGAGCGUCUCUGCUGCUGACUCCUGUACAGCAGCAAGGACAACAGCAGUAAGGCCAUCUCAGAUGAAGAGGAAAGAAGACAGACACUUGAACCUCUCCGGGGCGAAUCACCCACCCUGUCUGUCUUUCUGACUGUCGCCCACUCAGCUCAGCCUGCAGCUGUUUGCUGUCAAGAUUCACCUGCAUGAACUUUACCUUUUGAAUUUUUAAAGGACAUUGCUGUUUUGUUUUUUUAAGAGACUGUGUAGACUUGUUUUGAAGUCAUAUUGAAGAUGAUGUCAUCUAGAACGCCAGAGGUUUAAACCCAUGCCCACCCACCCAGUCAGUUAAUGUCAUACAUUGAGAGAACGCAUUUGAUAGGUCAGGGUUUGCGUACUACUUGGCCAGUCAGAGACAAGAAUAGGCUGACUGAGCAUUUUCUUCGCUUGAGAAACUAGAAAACAAAAGCAAUGCGCAGACCAAGAAAAACUGAGACCUAAUUUGAAUACUCAGCAUGAGGUGGUAUCUGGCACUGACAAAAACACAGUGAAUUAACACAGCGUUCGUUCAUUAUCAAGCGCAGUGUUAAAUCAUGUUUUAUACAUUGGGAAUUAUUUCUGGGCCGGGAAAACAAGCCAAUCGUUAGCUCAUGCAUGAGCAACCAGACCUCAUCAGCGUCACUCCAUCGGCUCCCGUAAACAAGUUCGACGUGUUGGAAGAACAGAUUCAGUUUCGGGGGGGAUAAAAGGCGCAUUGACACAAAGUAAUUGUUUUUUCGGUUGGGGAAUGUUUGUUUGCUUUGCCGCAUAAUGGUUCGUACUGUCUCUGGGACAUUCGUUUUUGGGGCUGAGUUCAUUCCCCGAUUUGAUUCUGUGGCCAAACUGCAUAGACCUAGGGUGCAUUCCAAAUGACACCCUAUUCCCUAUAUUCCCUACGGGCACCCUUUUCCCUAAGGGCCCUGGUAGUGCACUACAGUAUAUAUGGGAAUAGGGUGCCAUUUGAGACUCAGCCCUAACUACACAGUCUGUUGAAUAGCUCUUGUCAAGUUAAGCCAAUGGGAAAAAAGUAGUACUUAUUUUUAUGUUUUCUAGGUUACGUCUGAAAUGGCACCCUAUUCCCUAUAUAGUGCACUACUUUGGACCAGAGUACAAUUAGUUGAUAAAAAAGGAAAGAGAAACCCUGUGCACAGCAGUGUGUCUAGGUCCAGCUGCUGGUUUUGGCAGGAACAACGAGUAUUACAAAACAAGAGUAAAAACAGGACACUGAAGAAAGAAAUGCGAUCGGUCGCCUGUCUUUUUUCAUUGUGCGUUUCUUUCUUGUUUUUGAAUGCUAGUUGUUGAUAUGCUCUGCAUUAGAUAAUGGGAGAGUGUAGUGUGUCCUGUCCUCAUUUUCCCUCAGUAAUUAGUGUGCCGUUGUUCAGGAAUUAGACAUUCCUUGUUCUGCCUCAGCCCGUUCUUCUGAGUUAACUAUUGGCUCUAUUCAUUCUAUAUCGCGGAAGUUCAGCGUUACAGCAUGAUUGACAUUUAAAGGCAAUGUUCCCUCAAUAGCGGAGAUUGCAUUCACUAUAAACGCUGCAUAUGUCGGCUCAAUCGGAAAUUACCGUUACAUACUUUAUGGCACAAUCUGUAACUCUUCAGCAAUACAGAUUAUAAUAACAAUAAUUAUUGAAUAGAGACCUAUGUCACACACUGCUUUGAUUAACAUUUUUAGACUGCACACGUUUCAUGCAGUAUAACGUUAUCAAACAAGAUAACGCUCCUUAAUCAGAUCGGUGCUGUGCUCAAGAAGUUGAUAGUCUCAUAAUGUAAAAUGUACAAACUUAGUUGGUGAUUUUCAAAAGAGUAACAGCAGAUAAACUAGCCUAAAUGGACACUUAUGUUCACGUGUCUCUUUUGAAAAGUGCCUAACUGUUGCAUAAAUGCCUCAAGCUACUCUACCUGCACUAAACUCAGUGAGGAAGGAAGGUAUUACCCUUCAAGUAAUCACAGGAAAUGGGAGCCUAGAUUGUGAUUCAAUUCGGUUCUUGCCAAAUUCAUGUCUACAAACUUCCAUUAACAUUUAUCAAAUCAAUCCACAUUUCCUGAGCUGUCACAUUAAAUUGAGUUAAUGAUCAAGCAUAUUAAAUUGAGUUAAUGAUCAUGCAUAUUGAUGAAAGUGUGUGGUUAGGCACUAAAAUGUAGCCUAAUUCUCAUACACUCACAUGCACACACACAUUAUUUUUGUAUUUUUUUGUGUGUGAUUACUGAUAAAUUAAUUUAUACAUUUAUAAUUAGUAGGUUUUGUUAUCUGUAUUAAUACACUUUUUUAUUUAUUUUUUACUUAUAUAUGAACAGUCGUGGUCAAAAGUUUGGGAAUGACACAAGUAUUGGUCUUCACAAAGUUCGCUGCUUCAGUGUUAUGAGAUAUUUUUGUCAGAUGUUACUAUGGUAUACUGAAGUAUAAUUACAAGCGUUCCAUAAGUGUCAAAGGCUUUUAUUGACAAUUACAUUCAGUUUAUGCAAAGAGUCAAAAUUUGCAGUGUUGACCCUUCUUUUUCAAGACCUCUGCAAUCCGCCCUGGCAUGCUGUCAAUUAACUUCUGGGCCACAUCCUAACUGAUGGCAACCCAUUCUUGCAUAAUCAAUGCUUGGAGCUUGUCCGAAUUUGUGGGUUUUUGUUUGUCCACCCGCCUCUUGAGGAUCGACCACAAAUUCUCAAUGGGAUUAAGGUCUGGGGAGUUAUCUGGCCAUGGACCCAAAAUGUUGAUGUUUUGUUCCCCGAGCCACUUAGUUAUCACUUUUGCCUUAUGGCAAGGUGCUCCAUCAUGCUGGAAAAGGCAUUGGUCAUCACCAAACUGUUCUUGGAUGGUUGGGAGAAGUUGCUCUUGGAGGAUGUGUUGGUACCAUUCUUUAUUCAUGGUUGUGUUCUUAGGCAAAAUUGUGAGUGAGCCCACUCCCUUGGCUGAGAAGCAACCCCACACAUGAAUGGUCUCAGGAUGCUUUACUGUUGGCAUGAUACAGGACUGAUGGUAGCGCUCACCUUGUCUUCUCCGGACAAGGUGUUUUCCGGAUGCCCCAAACAAUUGGAAAGGGGAUUCAUCAGAGAAAAUGACUUUACCCCAGUCCUCAGCAGUCCAAUCCCUGUACCUUUUGCAGAAUAUCAGUCUGUCCCUGAUGUUUUUCCUGAAGAGAAGUGGCUUCUUUGCUGCCCUUCUUGACACCAGGCCAUCCUCCAAAACUCUUUGCCUCACUGUGCGUGCAGAUGCACUCACACCUGCCUGCUGCCAUUCCUGAGCAAGCUCUGUACUGGUGGUGCCCUGAUCCCGCAGCUGAAUCAACUUUAGGAGACGGUCCUGGCACUUGCUGGACUUUCUUGGGCGCCCUGACGCCUUCUUCACAACAAUUGAACCUCUCUCCUUGAAGUUCUUGAUGAUCCAAAAAAUGGUUGAUUUAGGUGCAAUCUUACUAGCAGCAAUAUCCUUGCCUGUGAAGCCCUUUUUGUGCAAAGCAAUGAUGACGGCACAUGUUUCCUUGCAGGUAACCAUGGUUAACAGAGGAAUAACAAUGAUUUCAAGCACCACCCUCCUUUUAAAGCUUCCAGUCUGUUAUUCUAACUCAAUCAGCAUGACAGAGUGAUCUCCAGCCUUGUCCUUGUCAACACUCUCACCUGUGUUAACGAGAGAAUCACUGACAUGAUCGCAGCUGGUCCUUUUGUGGCAGGGCUGAAAUGCAGUGGAAAAGUUUUUUGGGGAUUAAGUUCAUUUUCAUUGCAAAGAGGGACUUUGCAAUUAAUUGCAAUUCAUCUGAUCACUCUUCAUGACAUUCUGGAGUAUAUGCAAAUUGCCAUCAUCAAAACUGAGGCAGCAGACUUUGUGAAAAUUAGUAUUUGUGUCAUUCUCAAAACUUUUGACCACGACUCUACAGUUAUUAAAACUAGUUUUUCAACCACUCCACAAAUGUCUUGUUAACAAACUAUAGUUUUGGCAAGUCGGUUAGGACAUCUACUUUGUGCAUGACACAAGUAAUUUUUCCAACGAUUGUUUACAGACAGAUUAGUUCACAUCAGAAGUUUACAUACACUAACUGUGCCUUUAAACCACUUGGAAAAUUCCAGAAAAUUAUGUCAUGGCUUUAGAAGCUUCUGAUAGGUUAAUUGACAUAAUUUGAGUCAAUUGGAGGUGUACCUGUGGAUGUAUUUCAAGGCCUACCUUCAAACUCAGUGCCUCUUUGCUUGACAUCAUGGGAAAAUCAAAAGAAAUCAGACAAGACCUCAGAAAAAAAAUUGUAGACCUCCACAUGUCUGGUUCAUCCUUGGAAGCAAUUUCCAAACGCCUGAAGGUACCACGUUCAUCUGUACAAACAAUAGUACGCAUGUAUAAACACCAUGGGACCACGCAGCCGUCAUACCGCUCAGGAAGGAGACGCAUUCUGUCUCCUAGAGAUGAACGUACUUUGGUGCGAAAAGUGCAAAUCAAUCCCAGAAGAUGCUGAAGGAAACAGGUACAAAAAUAUCUAUAUCCAGAGUAAAACGAGUCCUAUAUCGACAUAACCUGAAAGGCCGCUCAGCUACGGUUUGCAACUGCACAUGGGGACAAAGAUCGUACUUUUUGGAGAAAUGUCCUCUGGUCUGAUGAAACAAAAAUAGAACUGUUUGGCAAUAAUGACCAUCGUUAUGUUUGAAGGAAAAGGGGGGCGGCUUGCAAGCCGAAGAACACCAUCCCAACCGUGAAGCACGGGGGUGGCAGCAUCAUGCUGUGGGGGUGCUUUGCUGCAGGAGGGACUGGUGCACUUCACAAAAUAGAUGGCAUCAUGAGGAAGGAAAAUUAUGUGGAUAUAUUGAAGCAACAUCUCAAGACAUCAGUCAGGAAGUUAAAGCUUGGUUGCAAAUGGGUCUUCCAAAUAGACAAUGACCCCAAGCAGACUUCCAAAGUUGUGGCAAAAUGGCUUAAGGACAACAAAGUCAAGGUAUUGGAGUGGCCAUCACAAAGCCCUGACCACAAUCCUAUAGAAAAUGUGUGGGCAGAACUGAAAAAGCGUGUGCGAGAAAGGAGGCCUACAAACCUGACUCAGUUAUACCAGCUCUGUCAGGAGGAUUGGGCCAAAAUUCACCCAACUUAUUGUGGGAAGCUUGUGGAAGGCUACCUGAAACGUUUGACCCAAGUUAAACAAUUUAAAGGCAAUUCUACCAAAUAUUAAUUGAGUGUAUGUAAACUUCUGACCCACUGGGAAUGUGAUGAAAUAAAUCAAAUCAUUCUCUCUACUAUUAAAUAAAGUGGUGAUCCUAACUGACCUAAGACAGGGAAUUUUUACUCGGAUUAAAUGUCAGGAAUUGUGAAAAACGGAGUUUAAAUGUAUUUGGCUAAGGUGUAUGUAAACUUCAGACUUCAACUGUAGAUUUGUGGUGUGGUUUUCGUAUAAGCCCUUGGGCUUCCAACCACAACUGCACGCCCAUUUUUUAUUUGAUUUGUUUAUAUCUGUAUUGUUGUCUAUCACUUGUUUUCUUAGGUGCAAAAAAAUAUAUAUAAAAAAAAGAGUUUGUGUGAUGAGCGUGAGGUACAAACAGGCUAUGUGUAUUUGUUCUUUGCACCUGUCUCUGCCUAACAAGUCUAUUACUCUCUGGAUGUCUGUAGAACCCUGAUGAAGGCAACAGCUGAAAUGCAUUGAUUUAAUAAUAAAGAAGCUUUUAUGGAAUGUACUUCCAUUGUCCUCCAAGAGUGGCUAAAGAUGGUUGUACCCCCUCUCUCUCUGUGAGUGUGAGUGUGUAUGGGUGUUUAUGCAUUUUGCAUGUGUACUCACCCAUUAGAGAAAACAGUUGAUAAUCUGAAUGUGCCUUUUUCUCAGGUGCAGGCGGCUCUGAAGAGACAGUGGAUUCAGUACAAGGCCCAGUGGGGUCAGAGACGGCGGGACCACUGCUCCAUGCGCUCUACCUCCUACACCGCCACUUCCAUCACUGAGGUGCCCGCCUUCAUGUACCACCACGACUGCAACAGCGAACACUUAAACGGCAGACACACCUCUGAGGACUCUGAGCUGGUGGCUCUUAAGACAGGGGAGACGUACGCCUGA
Coregonus sp. 'balchen' is the source of this 41513-nucleotide messenger RNA. The record is from the annotation of a GenBank genome assembly. NCBI's taxonomy places the organism in Eukaryota, Metazoa, Chordata, Actinopteri, Salmoniformes, Salmonidae.